GAGACCUCCGGCAGCCAGGGGCGGCCCGCCCCCUGGCCCCUCCUUCCAGCUCUCGGGCGCGCCUUGGCGGGAAUUUCACCUGUUUCCGGUUUAGGUCGCGCGAACUCGCCUGCAGUAGCAGUGAUCUCUGGACGCGGACCUCGGGACUGGAAGUGUGAGCGGGACAUGAAGUAAAUAAUGAACGACUGUUCUUUUGGAUCAACGUUCCUGACCGACAGUUUAGAGCUGGAACUGAAGACAGAGUGGUGCAGUCCCCCUUGCUUUUCUUGUGCUUUUGACAACAGAGGAGGCAAAACUUUUUCUGGAGAGUCCUACCUUGCUAGUGGAGCUCUUAAGCGAUUACUUUUGAAUCUUGAUCCUUUACCAACUAAUUUUGAAGAGGAUACAGUAGAAAUAUUUGGCAUUGAAUGGGUUACUGAGACAGCAUUAGUAAAUUCUUCUAGAGAACUUUUUCAUUUAUUCAGGCAACAGCUAUAUAAUUUGGAAACCUUACUACAGGUUAACUGUGAUUUUGGGAAAGUAUCAACCCUACACUGCAAAGCAAACAAUAUUAGACAGCAGUGUAUAGUAUUUCUCCAUUAUAUUAAGGUUUUCAUCUUCAGAUGCCUCAAUGUACAGCAUGCUGAGAGUCACAUUCCUGUCCACCGCUAUGAGAAUUUGGAGGCUCAGCUUCCCUCUGUGCUGGUUGAUGAACUUCAUGGAUUACUUUUGUAUAUUGGACAUCUAUCUGAACUUCCCAGGAUUAAUCCAGGAGCAUAUGUAAAUCAAAACCAAAAUAAGCUUUUCCCACCAUCAUGGCAUUUACUACAUCUCCAUUUAGAUAUCCAUUGGCUGGUACUAGAAAUUCUUCAUGUGCUGGGUGAAAAACUGAAACAAGCUGUAUAUGGUCAUCACUUUAUCAAUCUGGCAGGUGACAAUUUAACCAAUGUCAGCCUAUUUGAAGAACAUUGUGAAAAUCUUUUAUGUGAUUUAAUAAGCCUGUCACUCUGCAGGUAUGACAAGAUUAGACCUUCUGAAGCAUUAAUGAGUGAUCAUUGUCCUUGUUCAUGCAUGAAAGAAUUAUGGGUUCUACUCAUACAUAUUCUAGACCACAGACGUAAAUGGUCUCUCUCAGAAUCAUUUUGGAACUGGUUGAAUAAAAUACUUAAAACACUCUUUGAAACAUCAAGUGAAAGAAGAUCGUCUAUGCCUGUAAUCAAGUCCAGAGAUCCAUUAGGUUUUAGUUGGUGGAUUAUUACUCAUGUAGCAUCAUUUUACCAGUUUGAUCGCCAUGGGGUACCAGAUAAAAUGAGACAGAUGGAAUCAAAUUGGAACUUUCUGGAAGAACUUCUGAAACGUUCCAUUAGUGUUCAGGAUGGUAUACUAGAAGAACAAUUACGAAUGUAUCUCCACUGUUGUUUAACACUUUGUGAGUUCUGGGAGCCAAACAUUACAGUUGUCAACAUUCUAUGGGAAUAUUAUAGUAAAAACCUGAAUAGUUCCUUCACUGUUUCUUGGCUUCCUUUGAAAGGCCUUGUUAAUAUCAGGUCUCCUUUGUCUAUGCUGGAAAUGGUGAAGACUUGCUGUUGUGAAAAACAAGAUCAGGAGCUGUCUAAAUCCUACAGUAGUUAUACCAUUUUUCUUUGCAUAUUGACAAAGGUUAUUAAGAAAGCCAUGAAGAACAACGGUCCUCAUCCUUGGAAACAAGUCAAAGGAAGGAUAUAUUCUAAAUUUCAUCAAAAAAGAAUGGAAGAACUAACUGAAGUUGGACUGCAGAACUUUUUCAGUCUUUUUCUACUGUUAACAGCUAUUGCAGAGGCAGAAGAUGUGGCAAGUCAUGUUUUAAACCUUCUGAAUUUUCUCAAGCCUGCUUUUAUAACAUCUCAGAGAGCCCUCAUUUGGAAAGGUCAGAUGGCAUUCCUUUUGCUAUAUGCCCAGAAAAAUCUGGAUAUUGGUGUUUUGGCUGAGAAAUUUUCAUAUGAAUUCAAAGAAAAAGCAAAGGAAUUCUUGGUAUCUAAGAAAGAAGAAAUGGUACAGAGACAUACUGUCUGGACACUUCUCUCCAUCUACAUUGAUGGUGUUCAAGAAGUGUUUGAGACCAGCUACUGUUUGUAUCCUUCCCAUGAGAAACUGCUUAAUGAUGGAUUUAGUAUGCUUCUUCGAGCCUGUCGAGAAUCUGAAUUUAGGCCAGUGUUGAGCUUUCUACAAGCUAUUCUGGCCAGAAUCAGGCGCAUUCAUCAACAAUUGUGUCAGGAGCUUCAGAAGGAGAAUGUAGACCUAGUUAUGCAGUCUUCAUUACUGGCUAAAGAGCGCCACCUUGCUGCGAUUGCCAGUGCACUGUGGAGACAAUUCUUUUCAUUUUUGAAGAGCCAGAGAAUGGCAGAGAUUGUGCCUCUCUCACAACUUGUAGAUGCAGCUGCAGAUUUUACUUUGCUGGCAGUGGAUAUGCCGGGCACAGCCCCAUCAGAUCUUCAGCCUCAGCCAGCUGUAUCAAUAAUUCAGCUUUUUGGUUGGGAUGAUAUCAUCAGGCCCCAGGUUGUAGCAAGAUAUUUAAGUCAUUUACUACAAAAUAGCACAUUAUGUGAAGCACUUUCUCAUUCAGGAUAUGUAUCUUUUCAAUCCUUAAGUAUAAGAUCAUGGAUCCGUUGUGUUUUGCAAAUGUAUGUAAAAAACCUCUCUGGUCCUGAUGAGUUGUUCAUUGAUACAAAUCCUGAACAGGCAGUUGAAAAAGACUAUAUGGAUCAGCUGGCUGAACUGACAAGGUUAAUAUUUAAACUCUCAGAAGUAAAGAAUAUUUUCUCAAAGGCUCAAGUUGAAUGUUUACCCAUCCCUGAAGACCCUAAAAGUGCACUUGUUAAGUUCUUUGAGGCUGUUGGUAUAACUUAUAGGAAUCUCCAGACACUUUCUGAUAAAUCUUCCAUGGUCACAAAGUCCUUAGAAUACCUUGGUGAAGUAUUAAAAUACAUAAAACCUUACUUGGGAAAAAGAAUUUGCAGUGCAGGGCUGCAGCUGACUUAUGGGAUGAUGGGGGUUCUUGUUAAAUCAUGGGCACAAAUGUUUGCCACCUCUAAAGCCCAAAAAUUGCUGUUUCGAAUCAUAGAUUGUUUACUGCUGCCACACACAGUAUUACAGCAAGAGAAGGAAUUGCCUACAGCUAUGUUGACCGCGAUUCAGAAGAGCCUCCCUUCAUUUCUCCAGGGCAUAAGUAUUGUGUGCUGUCAGUCUCAAAAUGCAAAUGCCUACUUAAAUCAAUUGCUAGGGAAUGUUAUUGAACAGUAUAUUGGGCGGUUUCUCCCAGCCUCACCACAUGUUGCAAGCCUUAGACAACAUCCUGUUUUGUUGGCACUAAGGAAUUCAGCCAUUGUUCCAUGGAUAUCAUCUCUGAAGAAAUGCAUCAUGCAAGUUAUAAGGAAAUCCUACUUUGAAUAUAAUGGGUCUGCUCCCCCUCCUCGCUUAGCGUCCAUUUUGGCCUUCGUCCUCCAAAUCUUCAAGGAAACUAAUAUAGACAUUAGUGAGGUUGAACUACUCCUUCCUGGCAUCCUAAAAUGUUUGGUGUUGGUCAAUGAACCCCAAGUUAAAAGGCUGGCCACAGAGAACCUACAAUACAUGGUAAAAGCUUGCCAAGUGGGGUCAGAAGGAGAACCUGCCACCCAGCUGACUUCUGUGUUUAGGCAGUUUAUCCAAGAUUAUGGAAUAAGAUACUCUUAUCAAGUUUACAGCAUUUUAGAGACAGUAACAGUACUGAAUCAGCAAGUUGUCAUCCACUUGAUUACUACCCUCACUCAAUCUCUGAAGGAUUCAGAACUGAAGUGGGGUCUUGGCAAGAAUAUUGAACAAAGGGAAACCUAUAGAAAACUUUUAUCUCACCUAGGACAGGUGGGACAACAUGAGAUACAGAGACUGGAAAGUGACAGUACAUAAUGUAUUUUAUGACUUAUCCUGUCUGUUGAGUAUCACUGACUACAGCCACUUUGUACUACUCCAACUCCUACUUUAAUUAAUUGUAUUGUUUUCUGUUAAGUUAAUUUCUAGGAUCUUUUCCUUAUAUACCUGUAAGUAUAAAGUAUACAAAUAAGGAAAUGAAAGUUAAUUAGUAACUGUGUAAUAGGAUCCUUGGAACUUUACAAAAUUGCAAUCUAAUACAGAAGUUUUUUCUAACUAUAAGUUAUUUCUGUAUAUGAAUGUUAAACAGAUUUGUGUUGGUCCAUCCAUGGACUUUUUAUUCUAAUGUGAUUUUUGUCCUUCUGCCUUGUGAUUGGUUUGUUAGCUUGUUUUUAAGGCUUUUUGUUUUACUAUAGUACUUUUUCGAAAUACUUCACUGAACUUUUCCUAGAAUUUUGUUGUUGGGGGUGCAGAGAAAUGUCAGAAUAUGGGACUGUAUUUGUUUUCUUUUGUUAAUAUGUGAGGGAAGUUAAUGAACCAAACCAGUACAAAGCUUACUUAACUCUUAGCAAUCAGAGCCUCACUAAAGGAUUAUACAGAUAAUAUCUUUUUAAAAGUUAUAAACUUAUACCAGUAGUAUUUAUACCUAUUUUAGUUUCCAAGAAUCACCAGAUUUUUCUCCUCAUUAGGGGUUAUUAUCAAAGAGUGUAUCGGGAGGAAGAACUGGAGAGCCUUAAAGAAAAUAAAAAUGAUAUUCUAGAAACUUAUUGAGAUUACUAGUAACAGAAGCCUGAGAGGUCAGCAGAUCUAUCUCCUUGGUCUUACAACUUGGCAUCAUAUAUGUUUAUAGAGAACCUGUAAAUAUUAGCAGCUGUUCUUCUCAGCUUAUCUGAGUUCUCCACUUUUCCAGUUAGCCCUGACUCCUUUUUGUGGUGACCAUUUUUUGGUAGAAGGAACUUCAGUUCUGGAGUUAGGAAUCCACAUGCCUCUCAAGCCCAGCCCUGUCUGUGACCUUCAUCCAGUUGCUUACCCUUUCUGAGCCUAUUUCCUUCACAGAGGAAAAAAAUCAUUUUUUAAAAUUUCAUAAUGAGCCAGGUGUGGUGGCGC
Molecule: messenger RNA, 4968 nt
Organism: Fukomys damarensis (Damara mole-rat)
Lineage: Eukaryota; Metazoa; Chordata; Mammalia; Rodentia; Bathyergidae
Gene: Mms22l
Product: MMS22 like, DNA repair protein
Exons: 25
Coding region: 178-3900 (1240 amino acids)
Biological process (GO): double-strand break repair via homologous recombination; replication fork processing
Cellular component (GO): nuclear replication fork
Source: RefSeq, a predicted model, not a curated record